CUUUUAUUUUUAUUUUAUCUAGCUAGAGUUGUGGAACUCAUCACCAAGCCUGCCAUGAAAGAUUCACAACCGUCUCUCUCACGGCGACGACGUGACCUAUAUCAUGUCGGAAACUGCACAACAACAACCAUUCCUUUAGAUCUCAUCAUCGAGAUACUCUCUCUACUUCCUGCGAAGUCGCUCUUACAAUUCCAAUCCGUGUCGAAGCUAUGGUUCUCUACCAUCCGCAGCAAAACUUUUGUCGACUCGUUCUUGACUAGGUCAAAGAAUCGUCCUCGUCUCCUUUUCACGUUCUAUCUAAAAAAUUCCUGGGAGAAAUUCCUCUUCUCGGCUCCUGAAUACGACGAUGAUAAAUCCUCCAGUGUCUUGGCAAGAUACGACAUGACAAUCUCGGAUCUCGACGAGAUCUGUGGUUCUGUCAACGGUUUCGUCUGCUUUAGAAGUGUUGUUUCUUCGAAACCCGUUUGUAAUAAUAAGAUCACCGUCUAUAAUCCCACCACUAGACAUAUUAUGAAGUUGCCUGACGUUACAUCCGGCAGAAGAUACGUGGACGCACUUAUUGCGUAUGAUACAGUCGAGGAUCAGUACAAGGUGUUAUGUGUGAAGAUGUUUGACCGUAAAACACAACAACAACAGGAGCAUUUCGUUUGCACUGUGAGUUCAUCUCAGAAACAAGAGUGGAGAAAGAUCGAGAACACGACUGGAGGUAGUUACAAAUGUGUCCUCUUGGGACAUAUAUUCAUUGAUGGUGCUCUAUACUACAGAAUUGAUCAGUCAAGAAUAGUUAGAUUCGAUGUUAGAGCAGAGAAGAUUGAGAUUAUUAAAACACCCAAAGAGUCGCAUGUCUCGGUAGCAUACGAUUCAGCUCUUAUAGAUUAUAAUGGUAAAUUAUAUUGGGACGUUUAGUAGGUUCUUGCGCAAACAAUUUGGUGACAUUGUGGGUUCUUGAGGAUGUUGAGAAACAA
Messenger RNA from Brassica rapa (field mustard), 965 nucleotides. Its product is annotated as F-box protein At1g30790. Lineage: Eukaryota; Viridiplantae; Streptophyta; Magnoliopsida; Brassicales; Brassicaceae. Gene Ontology annotation, molecular function: protein binding. The record is from RefSeq and is a predicted model, not a curated record.